GCGUCGUCGGAUGCUGCGCCUCCGCUCGUCGCUGCCUCUACUGCGCAGCCGCAGUUCCUCCAGGACGCAGAGAGCAGAAGAGGGAGACAGAAAAAUGGCCCUCGAUAAUUUAAUUUUCGCUCAGUGCAUCCUGUAUUUUUUAGCUUUCGUAUUCGGUUUUAUCGCCGUAGUGCCUCUGUCUGAGAACACGGAGGAUUUCGGGGGGAAAUGCCUGCUCUUCACGCGGGGUAUGUGGCAAAAUGAGAACAUCACUGUAUCGAAGCAGCGCUUCAUCGUGGAGGAGUGGGGACCCGAGUCCUCCUGCAGCUUCAUCACUUUUGUCGGGAUAGCGUCCCUCAUCCUGUCCGCAGUGCAGGCAUGGAGGCUGCUGUUCUUUCUGUGCAAAGGACACGACGACUCCAUCUUCAAUGCCUUUCUCAACCUGCUGAUCAGCUCCCUGGUGGUGUUCACAGUCUUCCUGUCCAGCACAAUUGUCAGUGUGGGUUUCAACAUGUGGUGUGACUCCAUCACAGAGAGUGGGACCAUGCCUAGCAGUUGUGAGGACCUGCAGGACACUGACCUAGAACUGGGCCUGGACAAUUCUGCUUUCUAUGACCAGUUUGCUAUAGCUCAGUUUGGCCUGUGGGCUGCCUGGCUCACCUGGCUUGGGAUCGCAGUGAUGGCCUUCUUGAAGGUGUACCACAACUACAGACAAGAAGACCUGCUGGACAGCCUGAUCCAUGAGAAAGACCUGCUGCUCGGCCGCUCCUCACGCCGCGGCUCUGACCUCAAGACCGGCCUGAUCUAGAAACCUGAAGACGCACAAACACACACAUACUCACACUCAGUACAGUACUCUCUCGCCUGCCAUGAGAAACACCAGUGUUUGCCUAUGUAGACAAUCAAAAUGAAUUGGCUCUUGCUCCCAUUGCCCUCAGAUUGAAUCAGACAGAAGGUUUUAGCUUUGUUCUCCAAAGAUAAUUGAUCUCCCAUCAAAAAAACUCUCCCUAUUAUUGUUAAUCCUGCGGUGUUGAAUUUUUCACCCACUGUGUGCAUUCCUCUUUAAGACACACAACCAUAGGUCAGCGCUGAUAUUAAUACCAUUUAAUGGAAAUAUACACCCCGUUUUCCCAACUGAACACAGUAUUGAUGACUUGGACCAAUUGGCCGAUAGAUCAUGUUGUCUUUGUGAAUCUUCUGCAUGCACCUAAUGCAUGACAAUUUAAUAGGGUUGGUGGUUUUUAGAUGUAAAGGGAUGUUCUUUUCAUUUUAUACACCAAUAAAUGUGUUAAUUAAGUAGGCUUCUUUCUAGUAGGAUGUACACUGCAGACUACUUAAAGAAUUUUUUGCAUGCUGCAGCAAAGCAAAAUGAUGUGUGCUUUUGCAGUGUAUUCAUACUUUUAUCAACAGCUACAAACCGUAUUUUAUAAAAAUGACAAAUUGUAGUUCAGAACAUUCAUGUAUUGGGCGACCAGUCCAAAAUUGCUUUUAGCACUCUGUGAAAGAUAAAAAACAAAACAAAACAAACAAAAAAACAAAAAACAAAAACAAAUCCUAUUAUGUGCCAUAUACAUUAGUAACUCAGGCUUUUCCUUCACUUUAGAAGCUACAAACCAAUAUACUGUAUUACUGUGAAUAGACACACAAAUGUACCUGCAUGCAUCUCUCUCUCUGACACAUACACAUCACACACACUCACUUGCUGCCAGAGAUUACAGGAAGAAAGCAAAUCACCUGAGUGACUUUUAUAGGCAAUGACAGUUUUAUUCAAAACAAGUGAAAUCAUAAAACGGUAGGAACUAAGAAAACCCUCCAUAAAGGCACUUCUUUCAAAGUGACCAUAAAUGUUUGGACAGCCGUGAAUUGCAGCUUCUAAGCUAAAUGCGCAUACACAGGAUUUGAGUUCACUGGGUGUCGCUUUAUUGCUAAUGACAAUUUAGUUUGACAGUACAGAGUGAAGAGUAUUUCUUUCUUCCAUACAGGCAUUAUUAUUAUUAGCCUUAUUGCUUUGACAUUCAGACGUGAAACCUCCAAAAUCCUUUGCUUUUGAGUUCCCUGAAACCUGUUAUAUAAAGAACAAUGUUUUACUCGAAACCUGGAAACUAUGUGGUGUGUGUUAUUGCUCAUAAUGAGAGGUCUGUGGGAUGUGCGUCACUGUGCCCUUUGAUUCUUAUAAUCCAUUUGUGUGGUGGUUUUGCUGUUUGAAUUAUAUUUGAUAAAGGAACUCAUACAAUAA
Molecule: messenger RNA, 2215 nt
Organism: Scatophagus argus
Lineage: Eukaryota; Metazoa; Chordata; Actinopteri; Scatophagidae
Product: transmembrane protein 179
Exons: 4
Coding region: 11-787 (258 amino acids)
Source: RefSeq, a predicted model, not a curated record